Molecule: messenger RNA, 31275 nt
Organism: Spirometra erinaceieuropaei
Lineage: Eukaryota; Metazoa; Platyhelminthes; Cestoda; Diphyllobothriidea; Diphyllobothriidae
Source: the annotation of a GenBank genome assembly
AUGUUCCCCCGGCGUGGUGACGCCCUUUGCACUUCGCGAAGGUGUGAGCUGCGCCACCUGGCUGCGUGGGCGGAGCGCGUGAUAACACGCAGGCAAAUCGAUGUGUCUGUUGAUGGAGUUGGUGUCCGAUACCCGCGCCUCCAAGAGCUCUCACCCUGUCUUGUUGCCGGCUCGCGCCAAUAUCAGCGUGUUGGCGAAGUCGAACUCAUGCCCUUCCUCGAGCGUGCGAGUGGCUACUUGAGGCAGUCGGUCGCCUCUCCGAACGGCCCGUUUGUGCUCAAGUAUUCGUGAGCUCAGACGUCGUCCUGUCUGGCCUAUGUGAGGGCGCUUUUUGACCGGGUAAAAACGCACUGUAGCGAGCCCGAAGGAAGGAUGCAAGAACUACGGCAUCUCCGGGACCAAGUUACAAAGAACGGCUACCCAAAUUGCUUUAUCAUUCGCAGCAUACGCGCACACCCAAGCCGGACAAACGGAAGAGAGACACCAACAAUUUGGCACUCUCUACCGUACAUAAAGAAUGCGUCCGAGGCUACAGAACGCAUCGCUACAGAUUGUCUGUUAAUUAAGCAUGCGGAUGAUGUGGAUGAUGACCACCCUCCCAGAAGUCAGACUCAUGUCCAGUCUCUGAAGAAUGGCCUCAACCAUGUCUCUGCGGGGUCACCUCAAAAUGGUUUCCUACUGAAUAAUCAAAAAUCCAUCCAGUGUAUUUUUCGACUGCGAUCAUCUCCUAGUUCAGAAUCCUAUGACUUCCUUCUCAACGUGGUAGUCUCUUUCAAGUGCCUUGAUGUUACUUUGUCAGUAAAUCUUUCAUUUCCCCAUCACUAAAAUUGAGGAAAAUGCUUUAUUGCAUUUUUCGUAUACGGCGUCGAUUACGCUCUCUUAGUCGACAGUCUCAUUCAACGAUAUUUCAAAACGGUUAAGUAAUUAUAGAUGACGUUGCCUAUCCCUUGCAUUUUGAACAAAUAACUGCAAAGUCCCCCCGCCUAAUGCGCCGUGGUUUUCCACUCAUUUCUUGCCGUUCGUGGUACGCUAUCUCACGUACAAAUUGAACGAAACACAGAAACUUGGACUUGAAUUGUCCCCCUAAUAUUUGUUCUUUUCCGACAGUCCGACCGUCGAAUCCGACGAUGUUCAUCGUAUGCUGACUAUUUGGAUAUGCAUUUUCAAAGCGAAUCGAGUUUCACCUCACCCUCGUCUUUGUGAUAUAUACAAGCGAAUACAGGCAAACAUGGAAUAAGAAGAAGUAGAAUAUGCAGAUGAGUAUGUAUGUGUUAAUAAGAGUCAGGUAAUCCAAGUGAAAGUAAUUGCCGGCGAUCCUUUCAGAAAACGUCGACGCCAGUCAACCUGGAAACCGAUCGAACCCAGCCUGAUUUGCCAACAGUGGUGAAGGAAAUAAUGCAAGUAAUAAAUUCUAUGAAGAAACACUACGGAAGUUAAAGUCUUGGAAACGGUUACCAUACUUGAUUGUCCCAACAUGUAGGCUAAUUCUUGUACAUCAAUUAAUUUCAACCAUUUUGCCUGUGACUUUUUUAUGAGGCAGGUUUGAGGGCAACUCACAAAUGCACACGAAUUGGCCGUGUUAGACUGUUCUGUAUAAAUGAUCGAGUCAGGGCGUGACUGACAAGCGAGCAAAAAAGACGCAAACACACAACUCAUUCAAAUGUAGUAGGUAGUAGGUAUAUAUAUAUAUAUAUAUAUAUAUAUAUAUAUAUAUAUUAUAUAUACCCACAUUUCAUAAUCAAGUUCUGAAAGUAAGUUUUCAAAAACCAGAAGGCAAUCCCUCUUUCAAUAAAAUAUUCAAUGAUGGAACAAGAAAAACACUUGACAUUUCAGUUAUGGUGAACGGUAACUAUGAAGUGUUUUCGAUUCGAAAAUAUAAUUCUGCACGGUUGUUUGAUUAAUCACCGUGUAUAAUGAUUCCAAGAUAAUUCAGUCAUGACAGAAUGCGGCCCUAAGACCAAUUUCUUUCCCACCGCCUGCAAAAACUGCAUUCUGCAAAAAUGACUACUUACGCAGUGUGAGUACCUCCUAUGGAUUUUCCAUGCCCUUAUGAACUCAGAUAAAUUUUGUAGAAAUCAUGCAUAUAAAGCAAUCGGUCUUUUACCCAUUUGGCAAAAAAUCGUGUCCUCUUUAAAAUCUACACUCCAAGGAAGGGUACAAUUUGACUUAUAAGAACCUAUUCGAUUCCGCCAUUAUUUGAAAUCUGACCCGCCGUUACAUUUCCAUUCAAAGCUCCAAACUACAAGCUGUAUAAUUUCCGUGUAAGCGAAAUCAUUCAAAUCUAUAAGCUAUUCAGAAAUAUAGUAAGGGAUUCGUAAAAUUCUGCAGUGAAUUAGAAUUAUAUAGAAUACUUCAGGAACAACCUUAACAAAUGCACAUAUAGGAUGUUUUAUUAAUGGAAAUUUCACGGUCUUAAAAAAUGUCAUAAUUAGCACCGUCUGUAAAACGAUGGUUAUUAUUUCCUCCGAAGUACACUUGAAUUAACCGGGCAUCGAAAAUUAACAAAGGAAUUUUACCAAUAGAGUCGUCAUUUUCGCAGAAUUUGUUUUUGCAGACGGCUUUAAAGGAGCUCGGUCAAAUCCCGCAGCCAGAUAUGACUGAAAUAUCCUGCACGGUAAUUAAUGUUAAAACCGCACUUAAGUUUGUCUUUCGCGUCAAGUACAUUUUUUUAAAAUUUCGUUUAACAUUUCAUAAGAUAGCAUAUUUAAAGUAGUUCUGAGAUUAGCAGGCAUGCAUGGCAGAUAAGCAUUCUCUCCUACCUAAAUCGACUCGCACAGAUUGCGAACAAUAUCAGGACGACCCGAGAUGGUCACGGUCGCGGUGGCGGACGAAGUUGAUCGGUCUGUCUACGCGUGCCACACACAACCUCCUCCUCACAAAAUUUGCUAGGUUCUCACGAGGGCUGCUGGGAUCUCGCAUUAUUGAAGCAACCAAAGAACCGACAAUUGGAAGGAGCCCCUGAACGUUAUUCAAGUUCCAAUGCCUAAGCGUGAUUGUAAUACGGAACCUGCUAAAUUUGCUAUGGCAUCUGACAUGUCCAAUAUGACUUGGGGUUGGUAAAUGCUGAGCCAAAAAUAACAUACAACCACACUUGCUGCGCGCGUAGCACACAAAGUGCGUAUCACAUAUCUGAGCAUCUCGGUACGCCCAAUGAAAAUGCCGCUUCGCUGUGGGAGUGUGACCCAUCCGUGCGUCCAUUACUAGGCCAGAAUUCGCAAGAUUCAUCGGCGUAAUGACCAAGAGAAUGCCGGGGGCUGUGUGUUCGUGAGCGAUUGGGGUACAAAGGAGCUGAUGCCGGAUCACAUACUGGUGCUGCGGUAUGCAACUUCAUUCAAAAUAGUUGAUGCCAAACCUGUAAACGGAAUUGCAGCGGUGGAAUCUAACCUCCGUCAAACGGAAUCGACAGAAGAGUGCAAAAACCUCCUCCGGCACAAAUCGUCUUCUCUCCUUAUUGUUUAUAUGCCCCGCGAGUUACUGUCCUAUGUGGAACGUGUUGUACUAAGGAAAUUCAAGGCAGGCAAAUACCUCAAUAUCGUGUCUCUGGUAAACUGGCUUUUCUUCGUCGUUUCGGAAGGGACAGACUACUUUCAAAAAGCCAAAAGUUCACUGGACAACUGCCAGUCAUGUGGUUCUAGCGCAACCAAACCCGUAAAAAGUUGACACGAUAAAUCAAUGCAGCGCUUUCGACAUUGAGAAACUUGAGUCAAAUAAUGCCUGUCGUGUGACUCAUGGCGAGAGCCCAGGAUAUGGAUCUGGGUCGUUAAUAUGGACUUCCCAAAGUACACAACGAGGUUGUUCCCCUAGGACCCAUCGUAUCACUCAAAGAUACUGCAGCAUACGGACUAGCAAAUGACUAUUUCGGUCUCUCAAAUCUCUAAUCGAAAAUUAAGACACUUUAAGAAGGAGACACGAUCGCUGGAACAAGAGCUUUAUUAGCCUGACGUUUUGGAUUCCUGUUCAUACACACCAUCAGAGAUGGUUGCCUCCGGUCUGUGUGCAACUCCAACUCCAAGUGGGGUGAGAAGGCUGCCGACAGCUUCCGAAACGUUCUUGACAUACGGAAGCGCUGGCCAUAAUUUGGUGUCCGUGCGGUUAGGCCUUUCGUCCAUUUUGUGUAUGCAUCGGUUGACGAGGUUGCGCGGGGUAGCCGGUGGCUUUGAAGACCCGUCGGAGGUAUUGUAGUUCGGCAAUCUUGUCAUCCGGCUAACUGCAGUGCGUUUUGACACGCCGAUAGAGCGUCCUUAGACAAAUACAUUUGUGAAUGAUUGGGUGGUUGCUGUUGAAGUUCAGCACUUGCAUCGUAUUUGUCGCCUUCUCGAACACUUUGGUCUUCUGUUCACCAUAAUCUUUGCGGCAUGUGAGGACAUCCAGGAAGGCCAGCUGGUUGUUCGCUUCCUCCUUCAUCGUAAAUUGAAUGUCCGAGAAGACCGCAUUUAGAUGUUCUUUGAAUGUCAGCAGUUGAUCUCGGUCGAUAAGGACGAAGUUUUCAUCCACAUACCGGGUCCAGAAAUUCGGUAUGUGGUUUUAGAAGACCAACGACUCUAACCGUUGCAGGACCGCCUCGACGAUGAAUCCCGAAAUCGGCGAACUCAUUAGUGUGCCCUUCACCCGUUCGUAGAUUGUUCCGUCGAACAUGAAGUACGUCCUGACACAGAACUUGAGGCGUUGAAGGACUUGGGCGUGUUCAAGGAAAAUCUCCAUUUAAUCGUAUUUGCUCUGUAGAAGCAGCUCGAUUUUUUCGAUCGCCAGGUCCCGGGGAAUAGAAGUAAAAAGGAACGUAACAUCAAAAGAUACCAUGACAUCAUUCGAAUGGAGCUUUACCCCUUUAAGUUUCUCUAGGAAUUAUGCUGACGGAGAGACCGUGGUUUCUUUCUCGGCGAUCAGUAUGUUGGAGCGCCGUAACAGCCACUUCGCCAGUCCGUACGUUGGAGUCCCUUUAAGGGACACGAUGGAUCGGAGAGGAGCGCCUUCUCUGUGCAACUUAGAGAGGCCCUAGAAUAUGACCAAAGCCGUAUCUUGGGUUCUCGCCAUGCGUCUGUCGUCGGUGUUAUUGCACCUGACUUUUCCAAGGCCAGCAACGUAGUAUUAAUUUCGCUUGUCAGCGCUUUCAGUAUCUUUCAGGGAAAAGUAGGUGUGUACCUUUUGCAGGCUUCGUCGGUCAUCCAAAAAGCUCUUCAAAAAUCCAAACGUUUUCUGGGCUUGGUAUGUGCAUGAUACGUUUUCCAUUGUCGAACUGAUAUUAGAUACUUACCUUCAAAAAACGUCCCAAUAUCAUCCUCCACGAUAAACGAUUCACGAUGGAGGGAAAGGAACUAACCAGCUAGCCUUUCUUGAUGUUCUCAUCUGCCGCAAAGAUUGUUAUGACCUAAAGACCAGACUUUUUCAGAAUAAAACAAACGGCACAUAGCAACUGACUGAUUAGUCAUAAGCGCAGUUACGUAAGCACGCUAUAUCAGCGGUGUGUUGGGACGCAUUGCGGUGAACCAGAAGACGAGGUUGCCGAAUCUCAAUGUCAUUGACGGGUGUAUAGAUUGAAUGGCUACCCGCGCAACUAAAUCAAUUAGUGACUGUGCAAACGAGAUGAGAGGCGAAAUUCAUCCGACUCAAAUAUUGGCGCGCAAUUUCGUACAACAAUAACGUCUCAGCGACCGUCAGCACCUUAUAGAACCACAUGCAUUUGAAGUUGCACACAGACCGAAGGUGGCAAUUAGGCGUCAGGUGAUGAGACCAAAAGGCCAAAACAUCUUGAGCUGUUUAUCGAAUCUGGUGUGGUUGCGGGUAAUGCAAAUACGUCGGAGACACUGAAGGACUGCUCCGAACGCGAAUUACCGAACAAGCGACUGCAGUGCGUAGAAAUGACGCCAGCUCGCAAGUCGCGGCCCAUUCGACGAUACUCAGUCCCGUACAUUCAAAUUCGAUUGCGGCUUACUUUCUUAACAGCUGCCAUUAGGCAGACAUCAACCAAGCAUCUCACGUCAUCUAUAAAUUGCCAGCGAAGGACUCCACGUUCCUGCGACAGCUAAUACUUGGGACGGCAGUGGUAGUGACCGUACGGUUAGUCAACCAAACGCUGUAUUUUCAAAAACCGAUUUUACAAGCGCUAAGGCUUGCCUGGUGAAAGUUAAACCCACAAUAGGUUGAUAAACAAUCGAGGCGUGCGUUUGCCGGCCUUGAAUGUCCGAAAGCUAGUAGGCCAAAACGCCGAAUAGUUUGAUAACUUGUCUGGAAUAGACGGGUUAGUCAGCAGGGCGAAACUCCUUUCUCAAAAAUGCAUUCGAAAAUCACAAUGAUCUUUUUGUGUAUGUCUGAUUCUUAUUAGACCUGCUUCUGAUCUCCUGCCAUUGAUAUUCAAAGCAGAAGUACUCUCUCUUUGCCUGCCAGUGAGUGAGACUAAAUAGGUUAAUCAUUUUCCUGCCACAGGUAACGGGCUUAAGCCUGUCACCGUGACGAAAAGCAAUGACCACAGUCUUCUCCAAAAAUCACGGAAGGCGAUUUGCGCGUGUGGAUUAGAUUGCAGUGAUAGCAUACUUACACACUCUUCCCCUUACCCACACCGCUCUGGUCACGAGACAGUUUCUGAAAGGCCGAAGUUGUGAUAGGGCGAAGAGGCUGACAAAGUUAAACAGUCUGCAGGCAUCAACUACACACACCUGGUCGGCUCACGAUGGACGAAGUUUGCACUAAAGGGAGGGAGGGGGCGGUGGACAAUGUGUAGGCGAACGGAGGUGGUCGCGGCUGCGGUGUCUGAUAAUGUUGAACGACCCGUCUGCGUGUGCCACACGCAAUCCCGUCCUCGACUGCUGGGAGUUCGCAUAUGUGAGACUAUCAAACGGACCACAUUUGGAAGGAGGCCCUGGGCGUCGUUUACGAUUUCUAGUGCACGCUUGCAGCCUCAGAGCGCGAGAAAUAUGUAGAAAUGAGGCACGAGCUCAAGUGUUGUGGAGACGGCGUAACUAGAGUCAACCUCACUCCCCCAUUCGUUCUCGCUUGCACCAGUACAUUGUCGAGCCAGUCAGCCAUUCGAUGGUGGGAUCGGGCGAAAAUGGUUGAGGCAAUAUGAGCCUGCAUAUUGGCUUGCCACAACAACCCGUAAACGUGAAAUUCGUCGUGGGCUGCGCUGUGUAUGCGUUGUCGAAGUAACGCCCAUCACAUCCAUCUCGUGGUCUGUCGCAGGGGCCACGAAUGUAACAGACGUGCACAGGAUUGAGUAUCAUAUGCCAGGCGUAGGUAUGUGCAGGGCGUAAUCAGAUCGAGAGGCUGAUAUCCUGACUUUUCGUCGAAAUCUGUCCAAACAACGAAUAAAUUGUAUGUUAAAAUGCUAGUAACGGAAUUCCCAAAGUUGUUGAUUUUGGUGAAAAAAAACAAGGGAACAAACAAAGGAACCAUCGAGUACUCGAACGAUUUGGUAUGCUUCAUCUUCCUCCCAAUGAAUGCUUUGAUUUUCAUAUUCGCAUGACAUGCACCCACCGUCGCUGCCAUUUCACGACUUCUGCUGUUGCAUUUCCUUCUAUGGAGAUAUGGAUCUGAAUCCUACAUUCGAUAAAAAUUCAUCCCGUACUCAGUGUCCAUUGGAAGACAGUGACAGUUGGAUCGCAGAUUCCGACGAUGUCCACAACAGCAGGGACGCAGACAAUUCGAUCAAGCAAAUUUUUAUGUUCACUAGACCGUCUGUCGACUCUGCAUCAUGCAGAUCGACAUAGACACAACAACUAUGCGAUCUCCGUCGAUGCCGUGGGAGAUACAUGCGAUCCUUGCCCUUAGUGAUGUAAGCCAUCACAUCUGAAAUAAGGCCUCGACUGCCACUGCGUAGCCACUCACAGCCUCACAAUAGCCGACUGCAUCAGGUCAGUAGACUUGCUGGUGCAGAAAUCAAAUAUAUUUAUGUGAAUAGCCGGCUUCGGCAGUCUAUUAGAAAAUUUUGCCUAUCCUCUUCUCUGCAGUCUGUUUGUUCGCAUAUUUGGCGCUGGAAAUAAACGUAAGUCCUGAAGUAAAUAAAUAAACACUUUAGAUUUUACAAUUAUGUUCUGUCAAAUGUGUGAUAUUUUACUUAUGCAGUUAGCAGAUGUGUAAAUAAACCAAGCAAAUCUAUUUGUGUAAAUCUUAUUAGCCAUCCACUGCGCCGCCAAAUCAACCUAUUGGACAGAGUUAGUUCGCAGAGCUAGUCUUAACUAUUUGUUUAUUUCCAUGAGGAUACAAAAGGAUAAAUGAUGCCGUUCGCCAAUGAACAUGAUUUCCAAAACAGGAGAUUCCAUUAGUUACGAAAGUUUGACGAUUGUAGAACAUAUUAAGCUGAGACACAUAUGCAUAUGCACGAACUUCGCCCUAUGCGAGCUCUCUCAUCUCGGGAUGUUCUAACUGUGUUCCACCUCUAAAGUAGCAGGUUCGCGUCUCUUCCAGUUGACAGACAAUCUAACGGCGGUUGUGCAAUCAUAAAUGUCUUCAUUCUCAACAUUUGACAUCAGAAUCAAAACAGCCGAUGGACCUCGUUGCCAAAGUCACAUUGUAGGCCUUCAGUUUAGUAACAACAGUAGCUGCAAACUGGUCAGAACAAGAGUCCGAUCGACGUCUUCCAGACGUCUUCCCGACAUCUUUGUAAUUUGAAUAUUGACUUCGCCGACGAAAGCUUCAUCUGCCAGGUACGUGUAUUCGUUUCUUCAAAUAUAUGAGCUGCUUUUCAGAUUGCAGGAUUUUGUAAAGAUAGCAGGCACACUUUUACCUACCACAACAUCCCAAUGCAAAUCCCCGUGCUCGUACACUAUUUCCAUCUCAGACCCUGUCUGCAUAUUUACACGGGACUUGAAUUUUCUGAACACACAGUCCAUUACAAUGAAUUCUACUACAGCCUCUGGUUGCCAGAGGAGUUAGAAAUAAACCUGUUGUCCAGUUUUCCUACCCAGUGUGUUAUGUAAAAUGAACCAAGCAGAAAUACCUAUUAACUGUGUGCUGCCCUUUAAACAAGUGAAGACAUCCAUUAUGUGUUUUGUUAAAAUACGCUUCUUGUGUCUUUAUGCUUGAGUUGUCAAUUAUGCGGUAUCCAAAUUAAACAUGAACGAUAGAGAAAGAAACACGUGGUCGAAUUGUUAAGGCUAACAGCACUUCCGUCGCUCUUCGAACUGUAUAUUGAUGAUUAAUUGAAUUGUAGGGGGCGCUCACCGAUCGUUCAUACGGAACUAACUCUUUCCGUUGUGCCUUAAGGGCUCUCUCUCGAUCCCAACCAGCAAACGCACAGUGGCGCAUGAUAUAUAGGCAGAAUGGUAUUACCGACAAAAAACAAGGGAGACUGGAAUGGCCAUUUCUGACUUAUUAGCCGUCGUCAGCCAGCCAUACUCAAGCCUGAAGAUGGAACACCCCAGCAUCGAACUAAUUGCUGUUUAGACUCGAGAGAGAGCCCGUAAGGCACAACGGAACGAGUGAGUUCCGUAUGAACGUUCGGUGAGCGUCCCCUACCAUUGCAUUUUCCCGAUCGAAAACCGACAGGGCAACGGGCUCGGGGCUCAAUGCUUAGAGGCGUGGACUUAUAACAAACAGGUCGCGAAUUCGAGCCUCGGGUGUGCCACAUUUUGGGGUUGGGUAUGACUGGCUGACGACGGAUAAUAAGUCAGAAAUGGCCAUUCCAGUCUCCUUUGUCUUUGUCGGUAAUACGAUUCUGGUUAAUUGAGCUGUCCGCUAUUUCUCUAGGGUGUAAGUUUGCUUGCGAUGGAUAAGUGCUUACCUCUGCAGGCACAUGUUAGCCCGUCUGAGUAAGACGGAUUUUGCAUUCACUGGUGGUGCUGUUUGGUGGUGGUAGGAGCGAAGACGGCAAUGUUUUUAGGUCGACUUACAGUCCAUUCAGCAGCUGGGGGAAGUGAGUAGGAGGUUGUACGGCUGAAAUUGGAAGCCAGAGCACCUCUGCUUUCGACCGUCGUGUGCUCAACUGUAGAGUGGGUGCAGGGACGGUGACAUUUGCGUGAUCUCAUCUACAGUGGUAAUAGACUUUCGCAGUAUCUUUCACACUCCGUCCCCUGCCUUUGAGCGAUACAAUGGGUCAGAGAGGAGCGCACCCCUUGUGCAAGACCAUACAACUUUACCAAGGCCGUUUCUCGGACUCUCGCCAUGCGUCCGUCGGUCGGUCGAUUUUUUUGCACUCGCGUUCUCCAGUGCCAACAGUGUCGCAUUAAUUUCAGUUGACAGUGUUUUUGACGGGGUCGUUUUUACGUGUGACAUAAAAAUAACGAUCCGCCAGUAGGCUUUUGCUUUUCUAAAGGUUGUUUUUUCUGUCCAGUACGACGGCAGAAGGCCCCUUGUCCGCGGGAACGAUGACGAUGUCCUUUUCGUCCUCGAGGUCCCUUAGUGCAUCGCGUUCGCCUUUUGUGAGUGUUUCGCGAGACUUGUUGAUUAGGCAUUGAAACAGUUGCAGGUCUGCCGAGACCCGCUCUUUGGAGGCACUAGCUGUGGAUUCGGGAAGUUCCUGAAUGAUCAGACAUUGCCCUCUGACCGGCGACACUCUCGAGAUCACAGUGGUUUCGUGCCCCGACAAAGGCAAUAUGUGGUUGCCAUGAUCUGACGAUGAUAAAUGCCGCAGUCGAUUAAAAUCCUCAUCUGUCUCUGUCUUGUUUGCAUUUUCAUCAAUGGGGAAGUUUUUGCGAUAGGUUGAGGGUUUUAGGACCCAUGCAAUUUCGCGUGAUGGGCGACACGGUCGCCAACGUCCCUGGUUUCGGUUCUUCGGGCACAUUCCUCGGAAUCUUCUGUCCAUGUCCUUCGACCUUCUGACUGCACGAUUUCUUUUUUUCCUCCGAAACUUGAGUUACAUAGAAGGCUUAUUUCGACUUCCAUUCAACCUAACAUCCAUUCCUGAUGAAGGAAAAUGCAGCAAUAAUUUAGCAAAUAUAGUAGCAAUGCCAAUCUUUAAUUCACAGGCGUUAGCUUAAAAGAGAGUGAGUGCUUGGUUUUAUGCAAGUUCUUGUGGGAACAUUUAAGUCGUGCGCUCCAUAUUUCACCAAUUUCAGGGAAACUCAAGAUGGCAGUUGAAAAGAAGAUAUAACUUUCUAAAUUCCCCUCAAAACGUCCCAUCGUUUUGGGAGUACGCUUACCGUUACAUUGUCGGCAGAUGCAAGAUAGCUCGGUAUGCGUUUGAACUAGUGUGAGCGAAAAUUUCAAUACCUUUCCAAUCAGUCAACUACAGCAGCUGGCAUUAAGUCCCGAUUCACUGUAGAGAUGUUGCACAUUAUAUGUCUAUUUUUAUUAAAUACAAAACACACAGUCACUUACUCGCGCGGUGCCAUGAGCUCGCUUGAGUUGACUCGGCCGGAGCGUGAACCUUGACGACUUUCUGGACGCGUGUGCAAGCGUCCGUGUUUUCAGACUCCUGAAGGCAAUAGCCUUUUGUGUAGGCAAGUCUCUUGGGUCGAAACGUCUGACCUGACAGCAGUAGCAGUAGCAAACGCCAGUCAUUUUGACGCAGUCGUACCAGUGUGAUUUCACACAUACAGACGCUGAUGUCAUCUGGGAGAUGCAUACGCUAAUUAGCCAACAUUACCUUCAAAUAUUUUUCUAUGAGUUGCCUGGGCCGACGUCUCAGAUAGACUUGUUUUGGACCUGAUAAGUUACCCCAUUCAGUGGUCUCUCAAGGCAAACCUACUACUAAAUGUACUGCCAUCAAGGAUUAACGUUUAUGCUACACUAAUAAACUUGAUCUUUCGCCACACACAGACAGAAUUACAGCCAAAGCUGUUCAGAUAUGGGGCUUUAUUUCUUACAAUUUCUAUCUUCGUGAAAUUAAAUUAAGACUAUCGUAUGUUUUUACUUCCGAUUCUCGAGUAUUGUUGUCCAUUCUUUGGCUUGAUGAACAACGCUAUGCGUUCCACAAUAUAAAAUGCCCAAAGAUGCUUUACUAGAAAUGCUCUUGGCAUGGAACAUCCAAAUAUCUCCUACUCAGAUAUAUGCCAGCUAAUAAGCAUAAAAUGUUUAUGGGUUCGAAGACUAAAAGCAAGCUUCUGUCUCCAAUUUCGCAUUAAUGAUAGUUCAAAUCUACCUCGGAUUUUAGCACUUACCCCUAGUAGUCGUCUAUACAACCUUCGCAACUCUUCCCUGAUUAUACUUCCGCCAGCUUCCUCCACCUCUAAGCACUCUCUUUUUUUCAUCUUCAGGCAUAAUUUCGUCUUGAAUAAACUUCCAAUAAAUAUAAUAUCUUCAGAUAAUCUACACAUUUUUAAGAGAAAGCUACGCAUUUAUGUGGGUACUGACUCCGUUGAACCUCUAUUCGCAUCAUCCUUCCCGGACAACUUUCUCUACGACACUGAGAAAGGCCAACCGGGAAUUUAGGACGCCGCCACUAAAUUUCCGUAUUCGCUCGCACUUCUUUUUUGUGAAUCCAAUCGCCUCCUAGGAUCCUCAAUCGGAUAUGUUAAUUUUUCGAUUUUUCAGUUCAGACAUCGUGCCCUCAUAGAAUGCGAUCUAUCGGCGCUCUUGGCAGAGCCUUCUGUAUAUGCCAUACACCAGUUGUCUGGUCUAACCUCCCUUGCACCCUCCUCGGCUGGACUUGGUUGAAUGUAAACGACCGCAGCUGGAUCCCUUUCGCCUCGAGACUGGUUUUCUAUUCGCCACUUUGACAUGAAUGGCCUCAUCCGGCAUAUGAAUUCUGCCUUGAUAAUGCCCGUUUCGAACCUCUUACUCAAGACCACAUACAGGCCAGUCCUGCCUGACCCGCUAACUUACACCUUCGUGAAAUCUGUUAUACAAUGCCCUUUACAGUCCGGUCCUGCCUGAUUUAUAUAUAUUAGGGAGCGACCAUAUUUUCUCUAACAGUGCUAAUCCGUUCAUGCUCAUAUUGUUUAUGUUAGGAGUUUUUAUUCACUGCUGGCUCAGCAUUCUUCGUAACAUACUACAUAUUCAACAACUAUGAAUUAAGUAUUGUAUAGAUUCCGUAUACCUGUUCUAAAAUUACUUUUAAAGUUAUUCUUACUUGCUAUGAACGGAAUCACACGGUACUGAAUAACAAUCAUCAUUAUUAUUGAAUCCUAAAGCCGAAAUUCCUUGUUUCUCUAAUAGGUCUGUGGUGAGGUAUCGGACUAAUUUACCUUUGAAAAUUUAGCCCCGUUUUCUUUGCCCGGAUUUUUUGUUUGAAUGUGACGAAAAACAACACACCUAUACAACCGCCUUGUAGGCCUUCUUUGCUGUCGCGCUCUGUUCUCCGUUUUCUUAACGUUUAGAAUCUCUACAUUAUUCACUGCUCAGUUUUACUUGCUGCCUUUAGGGCUCUGGGCUCGUGAGAUAUAACUGGAGAGUUCGUGAGAACAUUACCAUUUACCUCAUUGGUGACUCCCAAAGUUAAGGCACACUUUUUACCUUUCCAUUUCAUACUGAAUAACAUUAAGCGUACUGUUUUUGUGAAUUUCUAUUUCUUUUACGUCCAGUUUUCUCACCAAUUCUCAUAUUUUACCAUCUCCGUCUUAAUUAUUAUUUUUCAUUGCAACCAACAGCUUGAUGCCCGUGUCCAGUCCCUUGAUGCCAUCCAUUUUACCUUGCCUGGAUUCUGACAACGCGCUCCAGAACUUUAUUUCAUCCGCGUCGAAUCAGCUUUUUAUUCUGCUAGCGUUACCAAGGUCCUGGUCAAAAAUAACAAACUUGCGGAAGUCCUCACCGCUAGUGUCAUCUCUCAAAUUCAGUCCUUGCUAUCUAAUCCUCCUGAAAAUGCUCCCUAUUCCACGUUAAAGGCAGAAAUUCUUCGACUUACUUCUGUGUUCGACCGACAGCGGUAUCACCAGUUUCUUAAAGAGGAGUCACUGGGUGACCGGAAGCCCUCAGAUCUUUUAGUUCGAAGGCGUUCUCUCCUUGGAGACAUGCAGGCUGAUGAUAAAUUCGUCAAGGAGGUGUUUCUAGAGCAUCUGUCUGCAGAUAGUGAAACGAUCUUGGUGUUCGGUUCUCAAGAUCUCACAGUCUCACCGCUGACUGAAAUGACGGAUAAAACGAUAGACUUGCAGCAGCGGUUAGAUCACAGUUGGUAGACAGGAAUGGGAAGCGGACGGCGACCUAACCCUAAUCCUAACCCCAACAUUAAACGUUAACCGUUAACCCUAACGGCAGCCCCAACCCUAACCCUAUUUGAAAUUGUAAAUGCAAAUGUAGCUUUUAGGCAUAGGCGUAACUGGAAAACCUAACCGCAAUACUGAAACCAAAUCGUACGCUCAAACCCUAUCCGUAACCCGAAAACCUAAGCCUAAAUGCAUAACCCUAACCCGAAAAUCGGAAACUAUUAACCGGUACCCUAAUCCAAACCUCGACCGUAAAACGGAAGCCAAAUGGGUCACAUGUCAUUAUAAGGCUCCACAAAAUAGCUCCAGUAAACAAACUCUUCAGUCCGCUUCUUCAGAUUCCCGUCGCCCCUGGACACAUUCUCAAAACCGCCAUUACCACACCCUUCGGUCUCUUCUAAUUCAUCCUCCUGCCGUUCAGUCUUCGUUAUGUCGCCUUAAGGUUCCAGAGUUUCAUCGGCCAUGUCUUACCUGGCAUACCCUUUGUGCACGCCUACAUUUAUGACCUCUUGGUGGCCAACCGGAAUGAGCUAGAUCAUCUUGCCUUGGUUUUUCACCGCCUUGACAAGUUUGACGUUGUCAUCAAGCCCUCCAAAUGCGCGUUGGGUGCGCCCUCACCCGAAGCCCUUGAUCAUCAGGUCAACAAUGAAGGUCUGCGUCAAUUUCCACCGAAGGUUGAAACAGUUCAUAAUUGCCCUCCACCAACUUUCAAGUGUCAGUUACGGCGAUUCGUCGGCAUGGCCAAUUUUUGCCGCCGGUUCCUACCAAACUGUGCUGACCUCAUGUUGCCGCUCACCAACAUGUUUUUUGGUCGGAUAUGGUUAUGUAAACGAACAUGAAGUAAACAUACCCAGCCAUCUGCAAUACGGAAGCGGUGGUAUUGGAGGCUUUUACAUGGAGGGGGGGGGAAGGAGGAAACCCUCAGGCGACGAGGUCAAGUAGUUUUAUGGUUGAGAAAUAUUUGUCCUAACCCCUAACCCUAACCUUAACCACCAGCCAUAACCCUUACCCUAACCCUACUCCCAACACUAACCCUGUUCCUGACCCUUUAUUUCUAAGUUUAACCCUUAAACGCAAUCCCAAACCCAAGUCCUGAAACAUCUAACACGAAAGUUAGAAGGAGACGACAGGCCGAAAGUCAAGGAGGUUGACCGGCAUUGGUAGACAUCGAAGCAAAGGAACGUGGCCGCCAUCAGAACACACACACCGCAACACACAGCGGCUACAUACCCAUAACUUACGAAGUGUUUCAUAACUUAUACUUCGUCCCUGGGUCGGUUGAACACCGUUUCCAAAGCAUGCAAGUCUUCCCUGAGACAGGGGUGGCCAUCUUCGAAGUCAGUCAAAUAACCCCUGUCAAGGAAAAGAGAGAGGCUGUUGCAAGAUUCAAGUUUAACCGACCGAUGAUGCGAGCAACCAAUCACCGCCAACGUGGCCACAUUGUGAAGGGGCACUCCGGGCAGGGCCCACGCGUGAAACUCCCAUUACCAUCAUUGUCAUAUGGCACGAUCAAUAUUCUACCAACAGCUAUGUGGAAUCCCUCACCCUACCGUUUCCAACAAUACCACUUAUGCCCCUACCAUCAUCACCAACAAUAAUGUACACUCAAUUCAAACCCAUUCCAAUUAUGACACCACUUUCCUACAAUUCAUAGGUUUCGUCAAUGACUUGUAACGGGCAGAUCACGGAUUUCUUUUUCUUGCAUGCACAUUCAGUGCACAUACUGCACAAACGAUAGGACAAUCAUCCAGACACAAGAAAUGUAUUUCAAAAAAUCACAGAAUGGAUGUAUUCACCCAUUUAAAGGUAACAACAGUGUCAAUAUGUCUUUCCCAGUGGAUCAUUUUUAAUAACACAUUGGACAGGAAAGCCGGACAUAAGCGCAUUCCCGAAAACAGACAAGAGAUUUAUUUUGACUUCCUCUGGCAACCAGAGGUUGUAGUAGAACUCGUUGUAGUACAUUAUGUGUUGAGGAAAUGCAAGUCCGGAGUGGACUCGCAGACGCGGCCUGCGCUGGAAAUGACGAAUGAACAAGGUGAUUUGCACUGGGAUGUUGUGGAAGAUAAAAAUGCGUCUGCUUACUUCACUGAAUCCUGUAAUCUGAAAAGAACUCAUGUAUUUGACGAAACGGAUGCAUGUACCUGACAGUUGAAGCUUAUAUUUGCGAAGUCAACAUGCAUGUCGCAUUGGUGUUGGGAAGAAGACCUUCGCAAUACUCUUCUAACUAGGUUGCAGCUACUUUCGUUGCCGAAUUGAAGGCCUUCAAUACGGCUUUGGCAAAGAGGUCCACCGGCCGUUUCUAUCCUGACGUUAUUUGUUGAAGUUGAAGACAUGUAAGAUUGCACGAUCGUUGUUAGAUCGUCUGUCAUUUGGAUGGGACACCAAGCUGCAAGUUGACAAGAGGCACACAAUAAGACCAGCUAAUGAAGCGCGGCCGCCUACGGGACCAGUUCUCAGCUUAAUCUGCGUCCCACCCGUAAAAAGUCCGGAGUAGUUGAGCUAACUAGCGAAACCUUGUGUUUUGCAAGCUAUGCCUCUUUGCAUCCUGGUGUAAAUAAAUGCAUAGAUAAGUCUUAAUCUGUGAGCUAACUGUUUGGUGGGUUGAUUUGACUGAACUGUAGGUGGAUAAUAAGCACAAGGCAAUUCAAAUAGUUUAAUCGUACAUCCGCUAUUUGCGUAGUGGAAUAUACUGUAAAGAUGACAUAACAUGAUAGUGAAUUCUGAGGUUUUCAAUUGCACCAAUGCUUACGUAUAUAUUGAAUGGAACCAGAUGCCAAGCAUAGGUACAAUCCUAGUGCAAAGAAGGUAAGCAACAUUUUCAAGUAGAUUUCUGUGGACGGAUAUUUAUAUACAUAUAUGUGAUUAUAACACCCUCCAAGUCCAGUGAACCGAUGCCAUCGGCUAUCACGAGGUUCUGAAUGGAUAGGCAAAGACGGCCUAGGCCUAGUUUCGGAUGUGUGGUGAGCUGAUGACAGUUAGGGCAGGUCGUUUUGAAACGACAGCUCAGACAACUCUAACAGAAGCAGUUGAUGUUAAUCAUAGCUGGACAGCAUGUUAUCGUCCCAACUAGCCUCACUGCUUGUGAGCACGAAAUCACGCUGGCAAGAAUGCGACAAGUUGACUGACACUCGCCGGUGUUGUUGUUGCUGCCAUAAGGUCGGGCGUGUUGACCCACCAGACGUGUUCACCUCAUAAUCAAACCCACCGACAGCUAGGCCUACACAAACGGUCAUUGCUUUCGGCGUCUGCAAACGGGGUCGCAGGCAUACGCGUCCAGAAUGUCGUCAGGGUCCACGCUCCUACUGAGAAAACCCAUACUCGCUCACAGCGCCGCGCGAGGGAGCGACUCUGUGUAUCAUCUUAAAUAAAUACAGACCGUUUAUGAGCCACUGUGAUUUUUGAGGAAGAUGAACAGGUCGACUUGGUGACCAGUCGUAUUAAUGAGAAAACACAUGUAUAAGGCUGGUGGACACAGCGUCUCAUAGUAAACGUUCAACGUCUAGUAAUCAGCAGUUCCAACCCCUAUAUAAUCCAGACCAGUUCUGUCCCCGUAUUCUUGGGUUAUUUGCGCUAUUUCAGCAGUUGUGACAAAAGUUGCGUCUCAUAAGUUGGACUGUUGGCCACAUCCUCUGGCAAACCAUUUGGGUCUCAUAGCGGGCUAGAUCGGAGAUGUGCUAGACCAAAUCAGGAGUCCGCUUGACUCGAAACGUGAGUCAGUACGGCUGCGCAGGGUCCGUGUGAGCUCAUUACUACUGCUACCGCACGCGAGGGCAAGUGGGGACGGCCCGCAUUCGUUCUGCGUCAGUCAUUGUGCUCGAUCCGAACAGCAUCUGAUUGAUGUGCCCGGGAAGUCAUCUGGUGCAUGGGGGGGGGGGAGAGCGUGCGAAGCCAACGCUGAUGAGUCCGUAAACAGGGAAAACCGGCACGCUCCUCACUAAUAACUAAACUGGCGCAUUGGAGUCCAUCACAAUGCGCUGUCAGUCGUGGUUUGGAAGGCGGCCAAGUGAUGGGAUAAUUCAGUCACCGCAAGGAGACUGGGAGUCGGACUCAAGGCUUCCUUUCUAAUGUGACUUUAAUAGUCACCGUCAUUGGAGAUCCCAGCCGCUCUUACGAACAUCUGGCACAUGUUGUGCGGGCGGGACUGCGUGUGGCACGCGCAGACAGGUUGUUCAGCUUUGCUGGCCACCGUGGCCGCGACCACUUCUGGUCGGUGCAACGUCACACAUGAGGACAUGCAGUAGGUGGAAGCAUGUCCUUUUUCCUGCGAAGCAAAAUGGUCAGUCUGUGUUAGGCACGUAGGCAGCAGAUGUGCCAGGAUGUAGAUGGAAUGUUUACCGAAAUUCUGAAAUGCGUUUUAGCAUAAAAAAUAUUGCUUAAGCAGAGAUGCUUUGUUAAUCACCGUGCUGCAUAAUUCUAUGGUAAUUCAGUUACGGCGAGAUGCUGGCUUUCGAACGAAAUUCUUAUCAUCUUCUUGCAGAAACCUGUAUCCGGUAAAAAAUGAUUACCUAUGAAGCGUGAAUUUUUCUCAUCGAUUUUUGAUGACCUUAUAAAUUCAAACAUAUUUCUUAGAAAACGUACGUAUAAAUUUUCACCGCUUUAGUCAUUUCGUAGAAAAUUGUGCCUUAUUCAAAUUUUAUACUUGAGGAAAAUGCAUUAGUCUGCAUAAAAGUAGUUUUCCGGUCAUGAUAAUCUUAAAGAGCGUGAAACAUCCCGUCUCUGCAUUUAUUUAUGCUGCUUGUAACGAAUGUACUAUGUUCAACACCCAAUGUUAAAUUUUAUGAAUUCCAUAUAGUCUCUCGGUAAUGCACUAGAGAGAUAUGUGGCUUUCCAUUCACGGCAAAUGUACAACUUGUAAUUUGGAAACCCUGAAUGCAAAUGUAACGGCUGGUCGGGUUCAAAAUUAUUCAGAAAUUGGAAAACGGUCAGAUAUAGUUAUAUAGUCGCACCUGAGGUAAACCAGCCCUGGUGGCCUGCAAUGCGCGAUCGGUUAUAAUAGGAUUUUUUACAGGCUUUCGAACGAAAUUCUUAUCAGCUUCUUGCAAAAUUGUAUCCAGUAAUAAAUGACUACCUUGCAAGCGUGAUUUUUUUCGUUGAUUUUUGGUACUCUUAAAAAUUCAAAUAUAUCUCUUUGAAAAGAUGCGUAUAAGUGUUCACACUUUUGUCAUUUCGUAGAAAUUUGUGUCGUCUUCAAAUUUUACACUUCAGGGAAAAAUAUUAAUCUGUUUUAAAAGAAGUUUUUUAACUAUGAAUUUUUUAAGAUCGUGAGACGCCGCCCACAAAAUAUCCCAUCUCUGAAUUUACUAGUUUUGCUUGUAAAGAAUGCACUAUGGUCCGCACCCAAUACUAGAUUUUAUAAAUCCCAUAUACUGUUCGUUAAUGCGACUGUCCAUUCACGGAAAAUGUACAACUUUUAAUUUGGAAACCCUGGAUGUAAAUGCAACAACUGGUCGGGUUCAAAAUUAUUCGGGAAUUGGAAAACGGUCAGAUAUAGUUAUAUCGUCGCACCUGAGGUAAACCAGCCCUGGUCGCCUGCAACACGCGAUCGGUGGUAAUAGGGUUUUUUACAGUUGAGGCCAGGGGACGCACAGGCGACGAGGUCAAUUAAUUGAUACUGGGAAUGCGCGCUUAUACUUUGAGUAGUUGAGAAAUAGUUGCCCUAACCACUAGCCCUAACCCAUGUUGCCGACAUGUAACAAUUUGCAAUACUUUUAUAGGCAAGUUAAUUUUCAAAAUGUCUUUCUUGGUUGCAGACGGACGUCUCGUAAAACGCCAAAAAUGCUUGAAGUUUGUCCUGAUAUCUGUGCUGUCUAAUCUGCCACAAAUUAGCCUCUGAAUUCUUUUGCUAAUGUUAUUGCAAAUGUCAAAGCGCAUCAUUUCGCCAAUAAGUUUUCGUGCUCAAAUAAAUGUCCGCUCAGUGUACAAGAAAGAUUAUUAAAUCCAUUAUAGGGUCGCUAUUUAACUGUUCUCUCGAAUGGGAAAUUUCAGGCAAAAUUUCAUGUGAAGCUGCCGCAAGAAGGGAGCAAGAAAUAUACUUGAUAUUUCGUCAGUCACUAACGGCUACCUCUACCGUGUUUCACAACUGAUGCAGAAUUGCGCGUUAUUUAGUUUUUGAAUUAGAAGGCCUGCGCGACAGAUGGGGUACUCUAUCCCCCCCCUACCCACCUUGUACGGAUGACAGAUGUGGUAGCGGCCACGGUGGCCGAAAAGGCUGGACAACCCGUCUGCGCGUGCCACAUGCAGUCCCGCCCCCCCAGCAUGUGCCAGUUGUUCGUAAGGGCUGUUGGGAUCUCCAGUGACCGCGACUGCGACAAACGGCUCCAUUAGGAUAGAAGCCUUGAAUCUGGUGCCCAGUUUUUGCGAAUAGCUAGUUCCUUAGUUAGUUACUUCGAGAUUUGGACUUACUGUACGCUCUUAGAACCUUCCGGAAUUAAGACUUAAAUUUAAUUCAUCAAUAUCUUCCUCCCAACUAGUCUCCUGCAGCACAUUCUCAUAACUCUGAUUUCGGCCUUCCUAGUUUUUUAUACUUGCAAACUCAGAAAGUCGUAUUAUCUGAAGAGCAAUGCGUCCAAAUCUUCUACAAAGGCCGAGUUGCUUUUCUACUAUUAGACAUUGUUUCAUCACUGCCUCAAAGCAUUUGUUUAAAUUUCUGCUCUCGGAAGCUUCUCGACCAUACCUUCCCAUUCAGCUCAUUCAGUUACUUUCUGACGAAAGAUCGUCAUAAAAGCCUUCCCUUAAUACUUACGCCUACGCUCUUUGUGUAUUUAGAAACGUUAUCCAGAGUGUUGGAGUCCGCACUAGUGUUCUAAAGUAACGCGCGCUUGGGAUUCGAACGGGGGACCUCGGAAGUUAGAGCCUGCUUCGUUAACCCCUGCACCACCAACGCACGACUGGGCUGCACAGCUAAAAGCUUUGUUAAUUCGUCACCGCAGGAUCUGGUAGGAUAGUCAUGUAAUGGUUGGCAAACGAUAGCCUACAAGAUGCAUCAACUAGAGGAAGAAGUAAGAAUUCUGAAGGAACUUAUACGCAAGACUGUUUCUUCAGAGGACCGCCCGGUUUUGUCUACACAGAAGCUAAGUCGGAGUAGAGCGAGAGCCAUCCUGUGUAAGGAAUCCCCAGAAGGCAAUCAUGUGGUGAAUAAGAAAACCGCUAUUAGUAGUCGUGGCUUUCGAUGAAAAAAAGGAAUAAGAAGAAGAAGACGACACCUAACACCAUGGGGAAAAGUCACCAGAAUACGAAUAAGAGUAUAUCAGCCUUGCCCGAAAAGCAGUUGAAAAAUGAAACGAAUGUAAAUGUGCCAACGGAUGAAGUGGAAGUUAUGGGGCAGAUGACGCCAAAUCUUAUUAAUUCCCAGACAGUGUGCUCAUUUCCGGAGCCUAACUUAGAGGGAUUAUCAAUUAGCGCAAAGACAUAUGGCUUUGGACCAAGGUUAGAAUUAGCUGUCACCGCGAAUUCCCAUGUCAACAGAGUUGAGAACCGAGCUGAGGAAGCCUCUAAUUCAUGGGGGUCAAGCUCUCCACAGAGCCGUCUGAUGUGAGGCAUUGUUGAUCGACCACAGUGCGUAACUAUUCACAAUGCCUCAACAGGAUCCGCGGACGAAAUUCACGAGGACGUAAAUACGAAUAUGACAGUCCCCUCCUUUUCUCGAGUCCCAUUCGAGGAGGCCGUACGGCCAGCCAACGACGUCCAAAUCGCAGAGGGGUGGAGGCAUAGUAACAGAAAAAACUGCCCGACUGACUUGUAGUACGGAAGCGUUGUGUCUGACCAUAAGGGCACCGGGCUCUCAAAGCCUCGAUAUCUUGACAGUAUAUCGCCCCCCGAGAAAUGACCCUGACGCUGAUGUCCAACUGCUGAAGGAGCUCAGAUUAUUUUCAACGCGGACGAACACUCUCAUCGUUGGAGAUUUUAAUGCACCUCACAUAAACUGGACCUCGGCCUCAGCCGACUGCUCUGAAGCAGCAUUUGACCAGCAGCUACUGCGUACCACCGACAACCUUCUUCUCACCCACCCCGUAACGUUUCCAACGAGAGUUCGUGAGGGCCAACAAAUGAACUGCCUCGAUCCUGUGUUUACUAAGUCGUCUGACAACAUCGACGUUGUGAAUUGCCUCCUCCCGUUGGGUCAGAGUGACCAUGUAGUUCUCAUGUGGGAAUACACCAAAUUCUCCCUGUCUGCACAACCGCUCGAUUACCGACCUAAUAUUUGGCGCGGCGAUUUCGAACAGAGGAAAAAGGAUCUUAGUCCUAUCGACUGGGCAUCCACUCUCUCCGGCGAUGUCGAAGAGGCUGGCGUCAGUUCAAAGAGUAAGUCCACAACCUCAUCUCCAACCACCGCCCAGACAUGCGCAGAAGACUAACAAAUAGAACACUCUGGUUGAAUCCAUCUUUAGAGAAGGAGGUUAACAAGAAGAGGAAGCUAUAGAAAAGACCUCUGACGGACCGGACGCCAGAAUCUCUAGGCAGUUAUAAGUUACAGAGACAUCGGGUCAAAGUGCUCAUCGCCAGAGAUCGGAAAGCUUUUGAAAAAAUCUUUUGGACCGUGCCAUGAUGAAUCCCAAAAUCCUAUACUACUGCAUAAGACAGAGCACAAGGAACAAAGAUCCCAUCCCACCGCUGCGAACGGCUGAGGGUGUGGAACUCUCCGAUGACAAGGAUAAGGCUGAACGCCUCUCUCAGUUCUUCCGAUCAGUCGUGACAAUUGAAUCUGAUUUUUCUCACCCACUUAUGAAGACGAAGAAACGCCUACUCUCGAAGCCGUCUUCUUCACCGAGACAAUUGUUCGGAAUGAAUUAUUAAACAUAACAGAAUCGACCUCCCAGAUCCAGAUACAAUCUCGGCCAAGCUGCUGAACGAGUUAGCUCCAGAAAUGUCCGAGCCGUUAGCCUCGAUCUUCCAAACGUCAUUUGUUACUGGAUGCCUGCCCUCUGACUGGAAGUCCGCUACCAUCACUCCGCUUUUUAAGGGUGGAAGUCGGGCGUCUGUGAAUAACUACAGGCCAGUGAGUCUUACCUCCAUUUGUCGCAAAAUCAUGGAGAAGAUCAUUAAGAAGGCCUUGAUGACGUUCUUUCAGCAGCACCACCUCCUCUCCGAUGUCCAACACGGCUUUCGAAGUGGUAGAUCCUGCCUCACGAAUCUGCUCUUUACGCUCGAACGCUGGACCAAAGCACGCGAUGAAAGCAAUGUGGUGCACGCAAUCUAUAUUGACUUCAAAAAGGCUUUCAACAGUUUUCCUUAUCAACGUCUAUUGUACAAACUGCGCAACGUUGGAAUUCGUGGACGCCUUCUUGCAUGGAUCCAGAGCUUUUUGGCUGAACGGUUUCAAAGAGUGCAGGUCGGGCGUCAACAGUCCUCAGAUGUAAGCGUGGUGAGCGGCGUCCCAAAGGGCUCAGUCUUAUGUCCCUCGUUAUUCCUUGAUUUCAUAAAUGACAGCCUCAAGGACCUAGACUGUGAUGCCAUCCUGUUUGCUGACGACAUAAAAUUUUGGAAAUUUAUUUACAAUGCGGCAGACGCAGACCACCUGCAAGUAAACUUGAACAGGCUCGAAGACUGGUCGAAGCGUUGACUUAUGCGCUUCAAUAUAAGCAAGUGCAACUUUCCACAACCCGGCAGCUUCAGAGCCUCCAGCCCCAGGACUUACUUUAUACACGGCAAACCAAUGAAACAGGUUGACAGUCAGAAGAACCUGCAUGUAUGGAUUACAGCUUCACUCAAACCAACACUGCACUGCGUGAAGGCGGCUAAAUCGGCUACGGCCACAUUGCAACUCAUUAGGCGAGCAUUUAUGGGAUUUGAUCCUGACUGCUUUUCCAAAAAAAUUUUACACCUUCGUACAACUUCAUCUAGAAUACGCCAUACGGGCGUUGAGAACUUGGACUACCAAGGAUUAUAACGUCUUAGAGAAGGUUCAGAGACGGGCGACCAAAACGACACAAGGUCUGGGAGCACUGCCCUAUGAAACCAGACUGUCAACUCUCAACCUUUUUCCCCUUUCCUACAGGCAAUUACGUGGUGAGUUUAUACUAACAUUUCGCGUCAUCAACGGCCUCAAAUGUUGUUUAGAUCCCACUGAUUAUUUCACUAAGCUAACACGCCCACUUUGCGCAGUCAUCCCUUAAAACUACGCGCAGGGAAAUCAAGACUCAAUGAACGAUAGUUCUUUUUCAGCAACAGAGUGGUUGCGGCGGGGAAUUACCUGCCUACCGAUGUUGUAAUCUCUUCCCGUGUGAAUUUCUUCAAGUGCAGGCUUGACUCGCACCAAGCAUCCCAAUUACCAUCCUCACAUCCACUAACAUAACCUGGCACAACUUGUGCGUGCUUAAACUACUUGUAAUUAGUAAGUAACCGUUAAUGAUCACUCAUUUUUCGACUAGCUGUCAGCUGUCCGCGAGUAUGUAAAGAAUCCGUUUUUCACCUCCCUACAGUAGUCACACCUGAGGUAAACUAGCCCUAGCCGCCUGCAAUACGCGACCGGUGGUAAUAGGGCUUUUUACAGUUGGGGCGGGGGACGCACAGGCAACGAUGUCAGUCAGUCGCGAACGGCAACUUUGACCGUGUUCCCCAAAUGACGCAGUUAGUUUUUGAAUUAGCAGGCCUGCGCGACAGAUAGGGUACUCUUACCCCCCUUACCCACCUUGUACGGUCGCGGUCAUGGUGGCCGGAAAGGCUGGACAACCGGUCUGCGCGUGCCACAAACAGUCCCGCUCCCACACCAUGCGCCAGUUGGUCGUAAGGGCUGUUGGGAUCUCGAGUGACUGGGACCACGACAAGAGGUCACGUAGGGAUGGAAGCCUUGAGUCUGAAGCCCAGUUGUUGCGAAUACUGAAUCAUUCCGUCAUUAAGCAACCUUUCAAACGGACUCCUGUUUAGGUCCAGCACUUCUCUGCUGUAGCCUAUUUUGUAACCCUAAUAGUUUGCUAGUAAAUGAGGGUAACAAUCUAACUUAUGAGAAUUUUUUUUAAAGGAAGUCUUUCAUCAGUGUAACCUACAUGAAUCUGACAACUGUUGAAAUAGCGCAAAUAACCCAACAUGCACGUAGCGGUUUUCUGAGCUGGUAGGAAGCAUUUCAGGUUGUCUACCGGACACCAAAAUGCUUUUCUAAAGGCCUACGCCCACAGAUACUAGCAACGGCGGAGGCAGUAACUAUACGGUUAGCGAAUCCGGUGUUAUGCUGUCAGAAAACCCUGACACAAACGCUCUCUCUGCCGUGGCCAACGCCAACCCCAAGGGAUGAAGCCAUGCCGCCUCAAAUCCCUAAUUACGGUGAUGGGUACUCCGUGUACUCAAUCCAAGAACAUCACUCAAAGACCCUCUUACCCCCACCCCUAGUUCUGAGGACCAACAGCCACCGACCUUGUCAUGCGGGCGGCGUGGGGAUGAUGAGUGUUAAUGACUUAAUAUUCCUCGCGACAUCUAUAAACACUGUUGAUUUUGGUAUAUUUCCACACCUUCAUGUAAUUGUAUUAGCCUGACGAAGAAUUACCAAAAAUGCGUUUGCAACUUGAUUAUUUGAAAAUGUAUCUAAGCCACCACAUGAAGGCAGAGCAUCAGAAGUACGUGAAGUUGUUUAAAAAACUCAUGUACUUCUGAAUCCAACACUUGGACAAAGUUCAUCUAUAAGAAACACGGGACGACAGGUUCAUUAAGGAAGGCUUGCAGUGCAAGGCCUUCGAUGAUGGAUAUAGCUGACUGUCUCCAUGCUGCUCUCAUUUGUGGAGCUGACAAACUGCUCUGCGUGGCGUCAGUCAGGUUUUUGAAUGCAAUCCUCGUCGAACGCAGUGUUCCGUGAGAUUUUUCGGCGGCUUAAGCGAAAUGGAUUUCAUUUGCUGCAUCGACAUUAAGCAAAUAUACAUGACUGGAGUCCGUGAGCUGAUACAUAUCGUCAUACAUAUCGAAAUAUUCUGAUCCUACCUGCACUAUCGUGUGCACAUACUCAACCGCUGGGAUAAGACCAAGAAGGCAAGGAUAGACUGCCUUUUCAGACAUUUUCAAUGUGCGCAAGUACACCGACAUCCCCACUCCAUAUUCCGUGCUGAGGCAUAGGCUGGCCAAGGUAAUUGACCACUCGGGGAGCGCGCAAGCCGGUGAGCCAGAUGGCCGAGCAAUCAUCACGCCAGCAUCCAACACGAGUGAUGAGAUUUCAGCAAUUAACAACUUGCAUGCCGGGCAUCUAGCAAUUAGCGCACAAGCGGGCAACAAUCCUUGACGAAGGGGAGCGCGGUUAAUUACUAUAGGUAUGCGGUAGCAUAGCGACUGCAUCCUAUAAAUACUGCAACUUCCUGUGCACGAGUCAACCCUUUCUGCCACUGUCUCUGGUGAUGGGUCCAAGUGAGUAUCCGAAAUGUCAGGCGGACUAAGUCCUUGUUCCAACGAUCGCUUCUUCUUCUGUUCUACUAUUUUCUGGAACUCGCGUCUUCGCUUGUAUUGACACUUGAUAUUUCGUCAGUCGCGAACGGCAACUUUGAGCGUGUUGCACAACUGACGCAGAAGUGCGCGUCAGUUAGUUUUGAAUUAACAGGCCUGCGGGACAGAUGGGGUACUCUAACCCCCCUUACCCACCUUGACGGAUGACAGAUCUGGUCGCGGCCACGGUGGCUGGAAAGGCUGGACAACCCGUCUGCGCGUGCCACAUGCAGUCUCGCCCCCACACCAUGUGCCAGUUGUUCGUAAGGGCUGUUGGGAUCUCGAGUGACUGUGAAUACGACAAGAGGUCACAUAAGGAUGGAAGCCUUGAGUGUGACGCCCAGUUUUUGCAAAUACUGAAUCAUCCCGUCAUUAAGCAACCUUUCAAACUGACUCCUACUUAGGUCCAGCACUUCCCUGCUGUGGCUUUUUUUGCGACCCUAAUAGUUUGUUAGUAAAUGAGUUAAACAAUCCAACUUUAGAGAACUUUAUUUAAAGGAAGUCUUUUAUCAGUGCAAUCUACAUGGCUCUGACAACUGCUAAAAUUCAUAUUUGCCCAACUGUGAAAAACUCGGCGCCUCUGUGGGAUUCGAACGCACUCAGUAAGGGGAAGGCUUUAGUACAGCCAAUGCUCUAACCACUUGAGCUGCGAGUCCCCGCCGGACGACGCGAGUUUAAUCACAUUUGGGUCAACUUACCCGCCCAACCUACUGCAACGUCUGGAAUCCACCAAAUCUGAUACAGUAAGUUGACUGCCCAAGCAGGAUUUCCUAAGUAAUUCACCUAGAAUCCAACAGAUGACUACCAGGCUCACGUAAUUCAUAGGUAUUUUGGCAGAUUUUGAAAAUUCAAAAAUUCAAAAUCAAAUUCAAAAUCUGCCAAAAUACCAAUAAACUGCUGAAAUAGCGCAAAUAACCCAACAUGCACAUAGAGGUGGUCUGAGCUGGUAGUUUAUCUUUGCCCUCUCCGUAAAGGAUUGGACUAGUACACGGGCGUCGGCUGCUGGAAAUAUCAGUGAUACAGCUUGAGUUAGACGUCUUCUUAAAAGUUCACCUGGCACGUCCGCUUGAAAUGGGACACUGAUGAAGAGCAUACAAUUGCCUUCCCCGAACCCACCUUCUCCUUGGCGCUGACUGGAAGUGUGGCGUUUCACUCUCCCCCUCUUCUCCCCUCCACAAACCCGAACUACAGCAUAAUUAUCGACUUGCCCGUACAUUCUAACUUACUAAUUCAAUAGCAACAUAAAUGUGCAGGCCUGAAGAGAACUUAUUGAAAGCAGACGCAUGCUCUCCAAAUCGCCUUUUAAAUUUUUCAACAGGAUAGACUACCUUUUGAGACCUCGUUACUGUUCGCGUACGCCUUUACUUGCGCUUGUGGGGCAGGUUAUACUGGUAAAACCACUGGACACCAAUCCCAGCGGAUGCGAAUGCACCAACCAGCCUGGGUAGAUCAAAAUGUGAAAAGGUCUAUCUCUAGCUAAAAAUGUGGUUCACCUGUUUGAGAGCGGCCAUCAGGCAGAUGUCCAACAGCAUUCCGGGUCAUCUAUAAAAUGCCGGUGAGGCACUCCGUGUUCCCGCGUCAGCGGAUGUUUGCGACGACAGAGGCAGUGACCGUACGGUUAGUCAACCCAAUCCCCUGCUCGCAUCAAACGUUUGUACAAGCGCUAAGGCUUCCCUGGCCAAAGACAAACCCGGCAGUGUGAUCACACCUCCUGUCUGGUUGUGUUACAAAAAUAAAGCAGGAGCAGUUACUUGUCAGACAUCUUGCCCCUUUCCCUUUCUAUGCCCAUGAAAAAAUUAAAAUGGCACACCUGACCUCUAAUCUCCCAUCAGUCCUAUCCACAAAACUUAAUUUUAUGAGCUGUUUAACCUUGGCCAGUUUACAUUCCUUUAUAAUACUCUAAAGGCCUGUUGAUUAGAAAUCGAAAGCGUAAGUUUGUCGGACUGGACUACUUAAAAAAUGCCUUGAUCGAAAUGCCGUAUAAGUCGAUAACGCAUCUGGAAAAGGCGGGUUAAUCAGCAAGGCGGAACCCCUUUUUUCAACAUUAAUUCGAAUCUCACAACGGACUCCCUGUGCAUGUUUGUUGGCAAUUACAUCCUUAGACAUGUUUUUGAUCCUCUAUCGAUGAUAUUCAAGGCAAAAGUACUCCCUCUCUUUCCAUGAAAGUGAGUUAGACUAAGUAGGUUCAUCAUUUUCCUAAUACAGGCAAUGGGCUCAAGCCUGCCUCUGUCUCGAUCACCAAUUUCCACGGUCUGUUCCAAGGCUCGUGGACAGCCAAUUGCGCUUGGACUAGGUUUUAGUGAUAAUAGACUUACACACUCUCUUUCUUUCCCACCCGGUUCUGAUGUGGAGAUCGAUUUAGGAGGACUGGAGUCGGAAUCUGGUGCAGUUGCUGACUCAGCUAAAUGGUCACUUUUCGUGGACGUACGUCUCCCCAACUUUUAGGCCCUGAUGAUCUUGCCUCCUUCAGUAAUCGCGCUGACGCCCCCCCCCCUACGAUCACGUUUUGGCCAUUUUCUCCAAACAUUUCGCUGAAUACUUUUAAAUGCAUUGUAUUUGUCAGUACUUGCACUCCUCCCUCUAUCUGUGAAGCCUGCUAACCAGCAUUCGUUCAUUUAUGACAUUUGUUAAUAUCGCGCAGCCCAAAUAACGGGGCCCGCGUAUUGGUGCAACGUCAGUGGUUGUGUUAACCUAACUGAAGUAACGUUCUUCGAAAUGAGAAAUAUAUCUUAGAUGUGCGUUCUACAACUGUUCUCCCUUUGAAGCUACUGAUUUGGAUGGUUCAGGCACAUUUGUGUUAAAAAUCAAUGGAAGAAUAAAGUAAGAUUCCAGCUGAAUCAUUCCCAAGCGAUCGCACUUUUCGCAUCCUAGUGCCAACACAUUUAAAAUGUCCUUCUUACGAAUAGUAAUCUACUUUCAUAUGUGAUGAUUACGAGACUGCGAAUCACGGGAUGAAACAUGUCCGUUGGUUGUUCUCUGAGAAUCCAAAGGUAACUUUUCCGAGUUCGCACCCACGUGACAAUUGGAGUGAAUGAACCCAUGCUGGAAGUUAUUAAACUCCAUCAAACAAAUUUUCAUACGCACGAGACUGUCUUUUGCCUCUGUUUCAUGCGGUUACUGACUGAACGACAGGACGCCUAUGCGAUUCCCACUAACAUACAACGAAAUACGUUCGAUCAUUACCCUAAGAGACGUAAGUUCAACACACUCAAAUUUAGUCCUAGGCCGUCACCCUGUAGUCACUCACAACCUCGCAUAACAGACUGCAUCCGGUCAGUUGACUUGUUGGGUCCUUAAACACAUAUAUGAAUAAUUGGCCAUAAGGACCCGCUUGAAAAUGUCGCCUACCCUCCUCUAUGCAGUGUGUUCGUACGCAUUCCUGGAAUUCGGUUGCAUUAUAUAUAAAAGUAAAUUCCGGAGUAAUUAAAAACCCCAGAUUUCAUUGGCACAUUGCGUACGCUAGGUGAUAUUUUUCGUCCCCCAAUUAGCAGGUACACGAAUAAACCAUGUAACCUGGCUCAUGACUGCUAGCCGCCGACCGGACCAUCGGAUCAACCAAUUAAACCGUCAGUUCGCAGUGUCAGGCUUGUCUGCUUUAUGAACAUCCAUGAGAAUGGCAGACUGACAACUGAUGCUGUUCGCCAAUGGAAAAUUACUCAAAACCCCAUGUUCAGUUACUAUCAUGCUUUAUCAACUAUGCCAUAUAUAUCAUUAUGCCAUUACCACCUGGUCGACUAGACCAUGUAAACUGACUUGUGCUUGCUAGCCACCCACUAAACCACUCGUAGUUUGCUCUCAGAGUUGGGAUCAUCUACUUACUCAUUUCGAUGAGGAUGAAAAUAGACAAUUGAACCUGUUCACCAAUGGAAAUACUUUCCAAAACGAGAGGUUCCGCUAGCUAGCUAGCUCAAUUGCAGUAAAUGUUUUCCGGGCGUUGGAUGGAUUAGGCUGGAAACUGACCUAACAGGAGUCCACGCAUGGUUUGCUGGUCUAAUUGUGUGUCACCUCUAAACUGGCAGAUAAGUGCACCUUCCAAGAGACAGACGGACUAACAACGAUCGUGCAACCACACAUGUAUUCCACUUUAACAAGAAACGUCAGGAUUGAAACGGAGGAUGCAACUCGUUGCCAAAGCCGCAUUUAAGGCCUUCAGUUUGGCGACGGAAGCAGCUGCAACCCGGUUAGAACAGAAGUGUGAAAGUCCUCUCUACCAACACCUCUGUCAAAUUCAUAUUAACUUCGCGAACGCAAGUAUCAUCUGCCAGAUGCGUGUAUCCGUUUCUUCAAUUCAAUGAGCUCUUCUUCGGAUUGAAAGAUUCAGUGAAGUAAGCAGGCACACUAUUAUCUACAAUGACAUCCCAGUGCAAAUCACCGUACUCAUUCGUCGUUUCCAGCGCAGGUCCUAUCUGUCAGUUUACUCCGUACAUGCGUUUCCUCAGCACACGAUGUACUACGAUGAACUCAUCUAAAGUGUUUGCUUGCCAGAGAAGGUGCAAAUAAAUUUGCUGUCCGUUUUGAGAUGUGCGCUUAUGUCUGGUUUUCCUGUCCAGUGUGCCUCUACGCGGAAUGGUCCAGCAACUGCGCAUGCAAGAGAAAGCAACCCGUGGCGCGACUGUUACAAGGAAUAAGUGCUUACCCCUGCAGAUACUUGUUAGCGGCUCUGAAUACGACAGAUUCAUGAGUAAUCGAACAGGGCUAUGGCCUGUGCGAAAUGACAGACGUUAUGAGAAGGGUUUGGAAUUGAUUACACAGCGGUGGUGCUGUUGGUGGUGGUGGUGGUGGUGGUGGUGGUGGUGGUGGUGGUGGUGGUGGUGGUGGUGGUGGUGGUGGUGGUGGUGGUGGUGGUGGUGGUGGUGGUGGUGGUUAUUAG